AUGCCCUCUUUAGAAGAACCUCCUGCGCGAAGCAGCCUGCCGGAUGGGGGUUCCGACGACGAACCAGACCCCGAAUUGUUAGAGCUCUUGCGCCAGCAUCUUGGAAUGGGCGGCAAAAAGUAUAACGACCUUCCGCCUGAGACAAGGGUACUGGAAGGAGCACAGUACAUCUUUGACAAUGCCAUCGAUGUUGCAUUGAGCCCAGCACAGACGAAAGAAGCUGCCGAGACAAUAUGGCGUUUGAUGCAGAAGAAGGCCUAUUCUACGCAGACCUGGUCGGAGCAUGAACUGCACCCGAAGACCAAGGACGAGAGCACAGUGGACUUUAUCUUCACGAUGGACCUUUUGAACUUCAGCUUUUGGUCUGAAGAGAAAGACCAAUCGAAACGUUUCUGUAUCGAGUACAGGGGGAAGAGGUGGACUGGUUACUGGAGCUUGGUCGCUGCGUUACAAAGAGCCCUCGAAGAAGGGAUUCCCAUUACGACACCCGAAUUUUGGAUCGACGAGAAGGAGUGCACAGAAGAGUUGCUGAGGCAUGUCUUUCGAUCUGCCACCGAUGAAGAGAUUCCCCUGUUUCAAGAGCGAGUGCAGUGCUUGCGCGAGGCAGGUGAGGUUCUCUGCAAUGAAUUCGGAGGUAGCUUUGUUAAUUGUAUCGAUGAUGCAAAUUUCUCCGCUGCUGGUCUUGUCAACCUGCUCACUGAGAAUUUCGUUUGCUUCCGUGACGAAACAAAGUUCAAUGGAAAAAGGGUACGUCUCUACAAGCGUGCCCAGAUUCUUGUUGCAGACCUUUGGGCCUGUUUCGACGGAGAAGAUUUCGGAGAGUUCAACGACAUCGACAAGAUCACCAUGUUCGCAGACUAUCGUAUUCCCCAAAUGCUUCAUCAGCUAGGUUGCCUUCGCCUCUCUCCUUCAUUAGAGAGCCACAUUCGUGACCUGAAGCCCAUUCCAGCAGGUUCAAACUGGGAGAUCGAACUUCGCGGAACAAGUAUCUGGUGCGUGGAGCUUAUCAAACGCGAAAUUGAGAAGCGCCACCCCGAAGUCAAAACUGCAGGCCUUCAAGGCCUUACGGCUUCUGAGGAGAACACUCCUCCGGAUUCAGAGACAGAGGCCCAGGCCACCACGAAAAAGGAAGAGAAACCGCAAAAGACGUACGGAGUCAAUGCGAUUCUGAUCGACUUCUUUUUGUAUGACACGAUGAAGAACCUGGAGGAGGAGCAUAACGAGAGCAUUCCUCACCACAGGACUCGAAGCAUUUGGUAUUAG
Penicillium argentinense is the source of this 1263-nucleotide messenger RNA. RefSeq names its product queuosine 5'-phosphate N-glycosylase/hydrolase. Lineage: Eukaryota; Fungi; Ascomycota; Eurotiomycetes; Eurotiales; Aspergillaceae. The record is from RefSeq and is a predicted model, not a curated record. The transcript has 3 exons. Bases 1 to 1263 code for a protein of 420 amino acids.